This is a messenger RNA of Cuscuta epithymum, 4524 nucleotides long. The record is from the annotation of a GenBank genome assembly. NCBI's taxonomy places the organism in Eukaryota, Viridiplantae, Streptophyta, Magnoliopsida, Solanales, Convolvulaceae.
GGGGGCUGUUUUAGGCCAAAAGGUUGGAAGGGCUGCUCAUGUCAUCUACUACGCCUCAUCAACUCUCAAUGAAGCACAAAAGAACUACUCCACUACCGAGAAGGAAAUGCUAGCGGUGGUCUUUGCUUUGGAGAAGUUUCGUUCCUACCUUCUUGGAACGAAAGUUAUUGUCUACACCGACCACGCCGCUCUCAGAUUCCUUAUGACAAAGAAGGAAGCCAAACCAAGACUCAUUCGAUGGGUCCUUCUAUUGAGCGAGUUUGACAUAGAAAUCAAAGACAAAAAGGGAGCGGAGAACUUGGUGGCCGAUCAUUUAAGCCGCUUGGUCCCAAACAAAGAAAUCGAAAGGCUCCAUACCAAUCUCAUAAAAGGCGAAUUCCCGGACGAGACUCUCUUCUCCAUCAAAGUCAUACAACCAUGGUACGCAAACAUCGUAAAUUUCCUUGUUUCCGGCAAAUUUCCUCCACAAUUCUCAAAAGCUCAAAAAGAAAAAUUAAAAAUGGACUCAAGACUUUAUGUGUGGGAUGACCCAUAUUUGUGGAAACAUUGUAAGGAUCAAAUAAUCCGAAGAUGUAUCCCCGAAUAUGAGAUAACCCACAUUAUAGAGUUUUGCCAUUCUUAUGCUUGUGGAGGACAUUUCGGCCCGAAACGGACUGCAAUGAAGAUUCUUGAAAGUGGUUUUUGGUGGCCAAGUCUAUUCCGGGAUGCACAUGGCUUUUGUCAAUCUUGUGACAAUUGUCAAAGAGCAGGCAACAUUUCUAGGAGAAACGAGAUGCCACAAAACCCCAUGCUUUUCUGUGAAAUUUUCGAUGCAUGGGGUAUUGAUUUCAUGGGACCUUUCCCAAACUCUCAAGGUAACAUCUACAUCCUUCUUGCGGUAGAUUACGUCUCCAAAUGGGUGGAGGCAAAGGCAACGAAGACUGAUGAUGCCAAGGUGGUGGCUAAUUUCCUCAAAACACACAUAUUUUCAAGGUUCGGGGUCCCUCGAAUUUUAAUAAGCGAUCGAGGCACACAUUUUUGUAAUAAAAUUGUGGGAUCCCUACUAAGAAAAUAUGGUGUGACUCACAAGAUCUCCACUGCUUACCACCCUCAAACCAAUGGCCAAGCGGAAACCUCAAAUAGGGAGUUGAAGUCUAUACUCCAGAAAACAGUGAACCCAAAUCGGAAGGAUUGGAGUAUACGCAUUGAUGAUGCGCUAUGGGCAUACCGAACUGCUUACAAAACUCCGAUUGGUAUGUCCCCUUAUAGACUUGUGUUUGGCAAAGCUUGUCAUCUCCCCGUAGAGCUUGAACACAAGUCAUAUUGGGCGGUGAAAGAAUUCAACCUCAAUCUUGACGAGGCCGGUUUGCAUAGGAAGCUCCAAUUGCAAGAAUUGGAAGAACUCCGCAUGGAUUCUUAUGACAAUGCGGAAAUAUACAAAAGAAAGACGAAGGAGUGGCACGACAAAAUGAUCAUAAGGAAGAACUUUAAACUUGAUGACAAAGUCCUCCUUUUUCAAUCACGCCUUCGUCUAUUUCCCGGAAAGCUGAGAUCCCGUUGGACUGGACCAUACAAAGUGGUCAAAAUUUAUCCACACGGGGCGGUGGAAAUUAAAGACCUGGAAACGGGCGAGGUGCUCAAGGUGAAUGGACAAAGACUAAAACCCUUCUUUGAGGGUUUUCAACCCAAAAAUGUGGAAGUCAUGGACCUUUCUGAACCGGUCUAUGAGUAAAGAACAACGAAGAUAUCGUCGAGCCACGACGUUAAAUAAAGCGCUUCUUGGGAGGCAACCCAUGCAAGGUAUGUUCACUUUAAUUAAAUUUUGCAGAGUUUGUGUGUUCAAAAAAAAAAAAAAAAAAAAAAAAAAUAAAAAAAUAAACUGAACAAACCCGACCGGGUAAACUAACCCACCAGGUCGGGUAUUGAAACCAGAACAUUCUGGUUUAAAAAUUUCAACAAACCCGACCGGGUAUUUUAACCCACCCGGCCGGGUAUUUAAACCAGAGGCUUCUGUUUUAAAAAGUUCAGGUUACCCGACCGGGUAAACUACCCUACCCGACCGGGUAAACACCCGGAAAUCAUUCUGCCAACCUCUGAAAGGCAAACCCGCCCGGGUAAACCACCCCACCCGACCGGGUAAUCGGGCUUUUCAGCCUAUACCAGGUCGGGCAGCACAACAUCUCCACUUCAUCUUCCCCAAAUUUUCGAACCUCCCUAUCCCAAAACCUCCAUUUUCAUAACUCCAAAGCUCAAAACCAACUCAUUUCUCCAUCAAAUCCAUAAAUUAACAUCAUAUUCUUCAUCUCCUCACCUCCCUCUUUCAUCCUACACCAAUUAAUCCAUCUCAAAUCCCCCAAAUCAACCAACCAAAAAAAACCCUACCCCCAUUUUCGAACCCCUUCAUUCUUGGACUUCAAAGGUCCAAAGACAAGCCAAAAAUCAUCACCAAACAUCAAAUACCUCUUCUCCUAAUCAUUCCCUACAAAACCAUACCCAUCAAGCUCACCAAAUCCUACCCACCCCAAAAAUCCGAAAAAUCCCUCACCAAAAACACCCAAAAUCAAGCUCCAUGGCACCAAAAAGGGCAAAACCUUCUUCCUCAAGGACUCAAAGGGCUAUUCCACCGGUUGACGGCUUCGAGGAGGUGGACCUUGCAACCGAAGCACAACGCAUCCGCUUUCUCGAACAAUCCGAAAGAGAGGUAAAACACUCCCGAUUUAUGUGCCAAUUGACCUUGACUUUCUUUUGGAUUGAUGAUAUUAUGAGGGACAUAUUCACAAGGUGUGGCAUGCUGAAAAUUUUUAAUAUGCAUUAUUGGUCAUAUUCUCGUUUAGUGUAUGAGUUCUACAGUUCCGUUGAGCAUGUGAAAGACGAAAAUGAUCACACCAAUAACACUAUCAACUUUCGAAUGCUCAACGAGAACCGUUCACUCACUAAAAGAGAAUUUGCUGAACACUUCGGCCUACCCUUGCUUGAUGAAAUUGUCGCGCAUAGUACACCGGUAGCCCAUGAACUAUGGAGAAGAAUGACUGGAGUUGUCAAUGUUCGCACUUCCCACCUCAAUGUCAACCACAUCCAACACCCGGUUUUCCGAAUUUUCUUCAAAUUCUUGGCAAAUUGUCUUUUCGGGAGACCAAACAACCAUCAAACUAGAGUGAGUGAUGUGUGCCUCUUAGCACAAGCUGUUCUUCCGGGUGCUAGCCCGUACGAUCUCACCACCGUGCUUUGGGAUCACAUUAUCAAUGUUAAAAAUGGUGGAGGACCAAUUCUGGUAGGGGGUCUAAUUACCCACAUAGCAACACUAUAUGGUUUUCAAUGCAAUGGUGCACGAAACAAAAGAACCCUUCUUGGCCUUAAGUUUCUAAAGAAUGCUGGGGAUGUGACCCUAUCACACGUAGAACAUGAUGGUCUGGAGAUCUAUCAUUGGCACAUCAAACCUGGCCAAGAUCUGUACCACCCAUUCCCCUCCGAUAAUCUCCCACUUAACAUCCUUGAUCACCAUAUUGGUGAUGGACACCAUUAUUGUCUGCCCGGGGGGAUCCCAGCUCAUUAUGCACCCCCAGAUGAUGAACAGGGGAACAAUGAAGACAACAACGCCGCCAACGAGCAAGCAAUUGAGCCACCACUCCUCAUUCCUGAACAACCACAACCACAACCUCAUGCCCACCAAUAUUCACCAUUUGAGCAAGAAAUGCUAAAUAGCAUGAAUGCUCUUAACCUUAACUACACUCAACUCCGGAAUGAGUUCGGGUUAUUUAGAAAUGAGCAGAGGCAGAGUUUUGAGAGGAUUGAAGAACAAAGACGGGAGGAUUGGCGUAGGCAUGAAGAGGACCAACGAAGAACCUUUGGUCCGAUAUACUCUUAUGUAGCACACCAGGGGUCCUUUGCGACUAUGAGCAACCCCCCUCCCGCACCCUCAUGGUAUAACCCCACUGAAUGGGGUUAUUUCGGCGGCUCAAGUUCUGGUGGAGGGGGCGGAGAUGACGGGCACCAAGGUGAUCACAUGGAUGAAGAUGCUCAAUUCACAGGUUACCACGGCUAUGGAGGUUCCUAUGAUGGAGGAGAUGCGGGCGGGCACUAGGGACAGUGCCUAAUCCUAAGUGUGGGGGUAUUGAGAACUAUUCCGGAUCCUGAAGGUGAUUACUAUACAGAGUUCAUCGAAUGAGGAAGCUGACAUUGAAGACCCAUUUUUACUCUUUUGGUUUUGGAGAUACUUUAUGUUAUUUGCUUGAACACUUAUGGUUGUUGUUUUUGCUACUUCUGCCAUUUAAAGACUUCUUGAACAGAACUCAUUUUACUCGAGACGAGUAAAAGUGCAAGUGUGGGGGUGUUUGAUAUGCACUAGUUUAUAGUGCAUAAGUGUAUGUUUUUAUAUCGAUCUUGUGUAGACUUUCCAUCACUUUUAGUUAGUUUUUAAGUAUUUGUUUUAUUUUAGUUGUAAUUGUUUUUACCUUCUAUUUCUAGCUAUAGAAUAGUGAUAAAGUUUUUAGCAAGCAAAAGGGAAGAAAAGCUGAAGACAAAAAUUCUCAGGAACACAGACCCGGG